Stegastes partitus (bicolor damselfish) is the source of this 1196-nucleotide messenger RNA. It is a transcript of the gene atp23, whose product is annotated as ATP23 metallopeptidase and ATP synthase assembly factor homolog. The record is from RefSeq and is a predicted model, not a curated record. NCBI's taxonomy places the organism in Eukaryota, Metazoa, Chordata, Actinopteri, Pomacentridae. The transcript has 6 exons. Gene Ontology annotation, molecular function: metalloendopeptidase activity. The coding region runs from base 79 to 777 and encodes 232 amino acids. Gene Ontology annotation, biological process: mitochondrial protein processing; mitochondrial proton-transporting ATP synthase complex assembly.
GAUCCACCAAACAGCGAUGACCUCUCCUGCUAGCUAGCGGCGGCUAAUCAGGCUAGCGUGUCCAAAGUGUCUCCCACCAUGGACCAGACUAAGCAAGAGGAGGACUACGGAUACGACCUGUUCCCGGAGAGAAAGCCGAGGACCAAGAAACUGACCCUCGCCCAGAGCCUGUUCACGUUCAACCACAAGUGUCAGGUCAUGUUGAAUUUCGCAAUGGAAACCAGUCCUUAUGCCAAACUCCUCCUCAGUGCCAUGAAGAAUUCAGGAUGCCAAGCGUUUAAAGACCGACACUUCUCCUGUGAAGACUGCGACGGGACGGUCAGCGGCGGCUUCGAUGCAGCUUCUUCUCAGAUCGUUCUGUGUCAGAACAACGUCCACCAACAGGCUCACAUGAACCGAGUGGUCACGCACGAGCUCAUCCACGCCUUCGACCACUGCAGGGCCAAAGUGGACUGGUUCAACAACUACAGGCAUCUGGCUUGUUCUGAGAUUCGUGCUGCUAACCUCAGCGGAGACUGCUCCUUUACCAACGAACUCACCAGGUUCAACUUUGGCUUGAAGGAGCAUCACCAGGAGUGCGUCCGAGGCCGAGCCCUGCGCUCCAUCCUGGCCGUGAGGAAAAUCAGCCGCGAGGAGGCGGAGAAGAUUGUGGACGAGGUGUUCGACUCGUGCUUCAACGACCACGCGCCUUUCGGGCGAAUCCCGCACAGCAGGAAGGAGGCCAAGUUCGCCAACAGAGAUUACGCGAACAGAGAUCGAUAUUAUGCAAACCUUUAGCGUCGUCACGUCCUCGUUAAAACUCCCGAAGGUGCUCUGCGUUAAACGGCCUCAACGGAAUGACUGCGCGUUGAAUGAUCGCGCCCCUUCACAAGGGGUUCGUCCUUGAAGCGAUGGAAGGAAGGAAGGAAGGAAGGAAGGAGCGGUACAUUUCAUCUUCAACCUUCGUGGACAUUUAUUCUGUGCGACAGGAUUGUAAGAGCCGAUGAUCAUUUGCUCUCACCUCAGUGAUUUUCGUCGUUUGUUUUUAGGUGAUUUAAUGGGUGCUUCUGAAGGAAAACAUUUCCUUUCUGUCCAUCAGUGCUUGCUGUGAACGCGAGGUCUUCCCUCCACUCUGACCUCCGUUAAACUCCUGUACAUAGAGCUGGUUGUGCUGACAGAAUCAAACUGCAUUUGAUAAAUAAAAGUUUGAUUCCACC